UCUCAAACUCCUCCUCCUUCCAUCAUACACAACAACUCCAUCCAUCAACUUUCUUCACAAUAACGUCCUUUGAUCCUCAAUAGAUCAUCAUCUACAUAUUAUCUACACCGUCAAAAGAUUAAUUUUACAAAUACACAAACAUGCAGAUCUUCGUAAAGACCCGUAAGUUAUCACCUUUGCGUUUACCGCCUUCUGAUACCUCUUGCCACUUUGCAUCUAUCAACAACCUCCUUCGAUAACUUCAUCAAUAACUAUCUCAAUAACAUCUGCUAACAUCCACCUGCUAUAGUUACUGGAAAGACCAUCACCCUUGAGGUCGAGUCUAGCGACACUAUUGACAAUGUCAAAGCCAAGAUCCAAGACAAGGAGGGAAUUCCUCCUGAUCAACAGCGUUUGAUUUUCGCAGGAAAGCAACUUGAAGAUGGUCGCACUUUGAGCGAUUACAACAUUCAGAAGGAGUCUACUCUUCAUCUCGUUCUCCGCCUUCGUGGUGGUAUGCAAAUCUGUAAGUUAUCGCACCUUCUAUAAGGCUCUUCAACGGCUUACUAACAUCUUCAUAGUCGUUAAGACCCUCACCGGAAAGACCAUCACCCUCGAGGUUGAAUCUUCCGAUACCAUCGACAACGUAAAGGCAAAGAUUCAAGAUAAGGAAGGUAUUCCACCCGACCAACAACGUUUGAUUUUCGCUGGAAAGCAACUUGAGGAUGGUCGUACCCUCUCAGACUACAACAUUCAGAAGGAGUCUACUCUCCACUUGGUUCUCAGACUUCGUGGUGGUAUGCAAAUCUUCGUCAAGACUCUCACCGGAAAGACUAUCACUUUAGAGGUUGAGUCGUCGGAUACAAUCGAUAAUGUAAAAGCUAAGAUUCAAGACAAGGAGGGUAUCCCCCCUGAUCAACAACGUCUUAUCUUUGCUGGUAAACAACUUGAGGAUGGCCGAACUCUUUCCGACUACAACAUCCAAAAAGAAUCUACUUUACAUUUGGUCCUUCGUCUUCGUGGUGGUAUGCAAAUCUUUGUCAAGACUUUGACUGGAAAGACUAUCACCUUAGAGGUAGAAUCAUCAGACACUAUUGAUAAUGUUAAGGCCAAGAUUCAAGAUAAGGAGGGUAUUCCACCUGAUCAACAACGAUUGAUCUUCGCCGGAAAGCAGUUGGAGGAUGGCAGAACUCUUUUGGAUUACAACAUUCAAAAGGAAAGCACCUUGCACUUGGUGCUCCGUCUUCGUGGUGGUCAAUAAAUGUUUUCGAUUCAAUCUGCACAUAUAUUCUUUAGGCGUUUUUACGAUAACCUAAUUCGAAGGUGUUAUGGGCUGGUAUGGCAGGUUUUCAUCAUAGUGCACUGGCAUGUGCCACCUUGAUUGAUAGUAUUCAAUAGUCAACAUAUUUUU
Molecule: messenger RNA, 1390 nt
Organism: Sclerotinia trifoliorum
Lineage: Eukaryota; Fungi; Ascomycota; Leotiomycetes; Helotiales; Sclerotiniaceae
Source: the annotation of a GenBank genome assembly